Cornus florida is the source of this 1602-nucleotide messenger RNA. Its product is annotated as ankyrin repeat-containing protein BDA1-like. Lineage: Eukaryota; Viridiplantae; Streptophyta; Magnoliopsida; Cornales; Cornaceae. The coding region runs from base 1 to 1602 and encodes 533 amino acids. Gene Ontology annotation, cellular component: plasma membrane. The record is from RefSeq and is a predicted model, not a curated record. Gene Ontology annotation, molecular function: protein phosphatase regulator activity; protein phosphatase 1 binding. The transcript is spliced from 3 exons.
AUGGGAGUGAAAACAGAGGUGGUCAAUGGGUUUAGUCAAAGCUCUGAUGAUGAUCUGAGGGCUGUGAUGGAGGCUGAGGGGAUACCAGAGUUGGAGGAGGAGGAUGAAGAAAGAGAAAAUUCUGGAGUGAGAAAAUUUUGGAGAGAGGAUGAUGGUGAUUUUGGUGUGGUGGUGGUGCCGGAUCUGAGAGAGGGAGAGCUAGAGAGAAUGCAGCAGAGACUUUAUGAAGCAGCAAUGGAAGGGAACACAACAUCACUGCAUGAAUUACUAGAAGAAGAUGGACUUGUUCUCGACAGGGUCGUUCUGAAUUGUUUUAAGGAAACUGCUUUGCAUGUUGCAGCAUUGCGUGGCCAUUUAGAUUUUGUGAAAGAAAUUCUAGCUCGAAAUUCCGAGCUUGCCGGAGAAAUAGAUACGCGAGGAAUGUCUCCUCUUCACUUAGCAUCGGCUAAAGGGCACGUUGAGAUAGUGAAAGCAUUAUUAUUAGCCAACUCUGAGAUGUGCCAUGCUCGUGAUCGAGAUGGUAGAAACCCCCUCCAUCUCGCUGCCAUGAGAGGCCGAGUCAAUGUGUUGAAGGAGUUGGUUCAAGCCAGAUCCAACGAGGCUCGAGCAAAAUUGGACCAGGGUGCAACCAUCCUGCAUGUGUGUGUGCAGCAUAAUCAAAUAGAGGCACUAAAGCUAUUGCUGGAAAGCAUGAAUGAUCACGAAUUUCCAAAUUGUAAAGAUGAGCACGGCAACACCAUAUUACAUCUUGCAGUCAAGGAAAAACAAAUUGAGACGAUAAAAUAUUUGUUUUCGAGUGUCAGAAUGGAUGUAAACGCGAUUAAUGCAAAUGGGUUCACAGUAUUAGACAUUUUAGAACAAAGUCAAAGAGAUGUGAAGGAUUUCGACAUUGGAAAGUGCCUUCAAGGAGCUGGAGCUCUGAGAGCCAAAGAUAUAGCUUUAGCAUCUGGUUACGAAAAUCGAACCAUUAGGCCUAAUGGUACACCCUUGUAUGUACAUGAUCAAAGAAAUGUUCCGAAAAGCAUUGUUCCACAUCAAGGCGAAUGGCUGGAGAAGAAGCGCGACGCAUUAAUUGUGGUGGCAUCACUUAUCGCAACAAUGGCUUUCCAAGCUGGGGUGAGCCCUCCAGGCGGUGCUUGGCAAGACAAUACGAGUCCACACAGAGCAGGGGAAGCUAUAAUGGCAUAUAACUAUCCAGAUUCAUACCCAAUCUUCCUUCGUGCUAAUACGAUAGGUUUUGUUGCAUCUUUGAGCACAAUCUUGUUGCUUAUAAGCGGAUUGCCCUUCAAGCGGAGGAUUUUUAUGUGGAUUUUGAUGGUGAUCAUGUGGUUGACAGUGACAGCAAUGGCAGUAACUUAUGUUAUGGCAAUUGUGGUUGUCACACCAAUAAAGGAAAGACCAGCACUCACUGAUGUAAUUAAAGUUGCAGUCAUAGUAUGGGGUGUCUUGAUGGCGUUGCUUCUGCUUGGGAACACUAUCCGUUUGCUAGGAAGGGCUCCUUUGAGCAGACUUGGAAGAUUUAUACGGCCACAAAGAAGAAGUUUUUAUUCAGUUUAUGUAAAUAGCAAUGGCGACAGAGAAGCUCUCCGAAAUCAGUUAUAG